ACUCUGUGUCUCUCUCUAACAUUCUGUCUCUCUCUAACACUCUGUCUCUCUCUAACACUGUCUCUCUCUCUCUAACAUUGUGUCUCUCUCUCUCUGUGUCUCUCUCUAACAGUCUCUCUCUCUCUCUAACAUUGUGUCUCUCUCUAAUACUCUGUCUCUCUCUCUAACAUUCUGUCUCUCACUUUCUCCCUCUCUCCAUGUCUCACUCUCGGGAUAUAUCACCCUCUGUCUCUCUCCGUUUCUCUGCUUUUUUGGGAUAUUUAGCAGACGGGUUCUGUCUGUCUAUGUUUAUAUGUUAAACCUUAUAACACCCAUCUGUUUGCCAUAUAAGGAAAUAAAGAGAUGUCAGGGACCUCUCCCUAGCCUGCCCCCUCAUCCUCAUUCCAAACCUACUUUCUCAUCCUUAGAGCGCUUCCCCUCAUCCUUCAGUCCUCUCAUCCUGCGCUCUCACACUCUCAGUCCUCUCAUCCUGCGCUCUCACACUCUCAGUCCUCUCAUCCUGCGCUCUUAUACUCUCAGUCCUCUCACCCUGCACUCUCAAACUCUCAGUCCUCUCAUCCUGCGCUCUCAUACUCUCAGUCCUCUCAUCCUGCGCUCUCAUACUCUCAGUCCUCUCGUCCUGCGCUCUCAUACUCUCACUCCUCUGGUCCUGUGCUCUUAUACUCUCAGUACUCUCAUCCUGCGCUCUCAUACUCUCAGUCCUCUGGUCCUGUGCUCUCAUACUCUCAGUCCUCUCAUCCUGCACUCUCAAACUCUGUCCUCUGGUCCUGCGCUCUCAUACUCUCAGUUCUCUCAUCCUGCGCUCUCAUACUCUCAGUACUCUCAUCCUGUGCUCUCAUACUCUCAGUUCUCUCAUCCUGCGCUCUCAAACUCUCAGUCCUCUCAUCCUGCACUCUCAAACUCUGUCCUCUGGUCCUGCGCUCUCAUACUCUCAGUCAUCUCGUCCUGUGCUCUCAUACCUCAGUCCUCUGGUCCUGUGCUCUCAUACUCUCAGUACUCUCAUCCUGCACUCUCAAACUCUGUCCUCUGGUCCUGCGCUCUCAUACUCUCAGUUCUCUCAUCCUGCGCUCUCAUACUCUCAGUACUCUCAUCCUGCGCUCUCAUACUCUCAGUUCUCUCAUCCUGCGCUCUCAAACUCUCAGUCCUUUCAUCCUGCACUCUCAAACUCUGUCCUCUGGUCCUGCGCUCUCAUACUCUCAGUCAUCUCGUCCUGUGCUCUCAUACCUCAGUCCUCUCACCCUGCACUCUCAAACUCUGUCCUCUGGUCCUGCGCUCUCAUACUCUCAGUACUCUCAUCCUGCGCUCUCAUACUCUCAGUUCUCUCAUCCUGCGCUCUCAUACUCUCAGUUCUCUCAUUCUGCGCUUUCAUACUGCCAUCCUUUUGCCACCAAGUGCGAUCUUUGCGUUAGUUGCUAAUUGUAACCUUUUUCUGUAG
Pelobates cultripes (western spadefoot toad) is the source of this 1435-nucleotide messenger RNA. The record is from the annotation of a GenBank genome assembly. NCBI's taxonomy places the organism in Eukaryota, Metazoa, Chordata, Amphibia, Anura, Pelobatidae.